UUUGCCUCGCGCUUCACACCUCCACCAACAUGCAGUUCCGCUACCUCGCCUUCUUCCUCGCGACCGCUUCAGCGAUGGCCCCCGAGCACCACCACCACCGCCACCACCGUCACCACGACGCUGAAGAGUCCUGCACCAACGUCAGCGUCGAAGGCGACAGCACGUACUGCAUCCGCGGUCCCAUCUGCUCGGGCUCGACCAACGGUAGCGGUGCGUGCCCCAAGAAGGGCGAUACGGCCGUUGCCAACUGCGUCAGCAACAUCCCGAGCUACGUGAGCGCCGGCGUGUGCAAGGCCAAGCGCGACGCGGUCUGCACCAAGCUCAAGACGGGUGCCUUUGGGUGUGCCUACCCGCGCGCUGAGACGGAAGUCAUGGCUGCCGACGCCGAAGCCGCCUGCACCAACGUCAGCGUCCAGGGCGACGCCACGUACUGCAUCGACGGUCCGAUCUGCGGCGGCAACGGCGACAAGUGUCCCAAGAAGGGCGACAAGGCCGUCCACAACUGCCUCCCCAACCUCAAGAGCUACGCCAACGGCGGCUGCGUGGCACCGGUCGACGCCGUGUGCCAGACGAUCGCAUCUGGCGCCCGUGGGUGCGUCUUUGGCGCCACGCCGGCACCGACGCCCGUGACGACGCCGGCCGGCUGCACCAACGUCAGCGUCGAGGGCGACGGCACAUACUGCAUCACGGGUCCGAUCUGUGCCGGCUCGACGGACGGCAGCGGCGCGUGUCCCAAGAAGGGCGACCCGGUCGUCGCCAACUGCGUCAGCAACAUCCCGAGCUACGUGAGCGGGUCGUGCUCCGCGCCCCGCGACGCCAAGUGCGUCAAGCUCAAGACCGGUGCGUUCGGCUGCGCGUUUGCACCAGUCGAAGCCGAGGUCCAGGUCGCCGCCGCCGAGACCGUCGAUGCUGUCCAACAAGCCUGCACCAACGUGAGUGUCCAGGGCGACGCCACGUACUGCGUCACGGGUGCGAUCUGCGGUGACGCGGGCGACCAGUGUCCCAAGAAGGGCGACAAGGCCGUGCAGAGCUGCGUGGCGGGUAUCCCGAGCUUUGCCAACGGCAACUGCGUCGCACCGUCGGACGGCGUGUGCCAGGUGCUGCGUCCGGGCGGUCCCAAGGGCUGUGUGUUUAGCGCGCCGUCCGCGACACCGUCCGUGACGCCGUCCGUGACACCCGCGUCGACGCCGGCGACGGACAACAGCAAGGUGUGUGCCGAGAACUGGAGCCAAUGCAACGGUCAGAACUGGCCGUUCGGCGUCUGCUGCAAGAACGCGGGCUGGAAGUGCGUCAAGCACAACGACUACUACUCGCAGUGCCUCCAAGGCUAAAUGUCCUUGUUGUUCUCUUAAACUUCUUGAAUGUAUCAACAACUUUUGUGUACUUCUA
Molecule: messenger RNA, 1389 nt
Organism: Saprolegnia diclina VS20
Lineage: Eukaryota; Oomycota; Saprolegniomycetes; Saprolegniales; Saprolegniaceae
Exons: 1
Coding region: 30-1331 (433 amino acids)
Biological process (GO): carbohydrate metabolic process
Cellular component (GO): extracellular region
Molecular function (GO): cellulose binding
Source: RefSeq, a predicted model, not a curated record